Molecule: messenger RNA, 264 nt
Organism: Eimeria necatrix
Lineage: Eukaryota; Apicomplexa; Conoidasida; Eucoccidiorida; Eimeriidae
Exons: 2
Coding region: 1-264 (87 amino acids)
Source: RefSeq, a predicted model, not a curated record
AUGUUUCAGUACUCGAGUGCAGCAGCAGCAGACCCCGCAGCAGCAGCAGCAGCAGCAGACCCCGCUGCUGCAGCAGCAGACCCCGCAGCAGCAGCAGCAGCAGCUGCUGCUGCUGCAGCAGGGCCUCCCCUCUGCAGCACUUCUGCUGUCUUCAUGCUCAGCAUGCUUCUCUUCAAGACGCAGCUGCAGGCGCUCCUGGGCGUGAACUCCCCCGCGAGUCUGCAGCAGCAAGCUGCUUUUGCUGCAGCAGGCAACAGCAGCUAA